AUGUGCUGUUUUCUUUACAUAACCAGGUCUAGUGCUUCUGAAGAAAGAAAUAGCAUGGCAGCUACAGAAGCCCAAAAAGUGAUUGUUUACGGAGGAAAGGGGGCUCUGGGAUCUGCAUGUGUGCAGUACUUCAGAGCUAAAAACUGGUGGGUUGCCUCUAUAGAUCUCAAUGCCAAUGAGGAAGCCAGUGCAAAUGUUACUGUUAAGAUGACUGAAUCCUUCACUGAGCAAGCCAGCCAGGUAACAUCUGAUGUCGGUGAGCUGUUAGGUGGAGAUAAGGUUGAUGCCAUCUUGUGUGUGGCUGGAGGCUGGGCCGGCGGCAGUGCCAAGGCUAAAACUCUGUAUAAGAAUGCUGAUUUGAUGUGGAAGCAGAGUGUGUGGACCUCCACGAUUUGCAGUCACCUAGCAACCAAACACCUGAGAGAGGGGGGGCUGCUCACACUUGCAGGGGCUAAAGCAGCACUGGGGCCAACAGCAGGAUGCAUUGGUUAUGGUAUGGCAAAGGCAGCAGUACAUCAGUUGUGUCAGAGUCUGAGUGGGCCAAACAGUGGUCUUCCUCCAGGAUCUGCUGCAGUUGCAAUACUUCCAGUGACUUUAGAUACACCCAUGAAUAGAAAGUUCAUGCCAGAUGGUGAUGUCAGUUCCUGGACACCACUCGAGUACGUAACAGAGCUGUUCUAUAAGUGGACAACAGGAGAGAAUAGACCUCCUUCAGGUACUCUGAUGCAGCUGGUUACUGCAGACGGAAAAACAGAGGCUACACCGGUGUUAUGAUUAAUUUGAUGAUAAUCAAACUCCUUUAAGCCAAGCCAAUAAUCCACUACUGUCUCUGCAUUAGUGAUGCUUUUUAUCAUAUUGCCUUUUUGUUUACAUGUAAACAAACAAACAAAAAAUAAAACAAUAUUGUAGUUAUUUAAAAUUGGAUAAUUGCAUACAAAUGUCAAAGAUUAUGGUUUGUAAAUGUGAUGACAAAAAUAGCAAUUAAACUUUUAUUCUGAUUCA
This is a messenger RNA of Cyprinus carpio (common carp), 1002 nucleotides long. RefSeq names its product dihydropteridine reductase-like. Gene Ontology annotation, molecular function: 6,7-dihydropteridine reductase activity; NADH binding; NADPH binding. Gene Ontology annotation, biological process: tetrahydrobiopterin biosynthetic process; L-phenylalanine catabolic process. Gene Ontology annotation, cellular component: cytoplasm. The record is from RefSeq and is a predicted model, not a curated record. Lineage: Eukaryota; Metazoa; Chordata; Actinopteri; Cypriniformes; Cyprinidae.